AUGUCCCCUGUUCUUCUCUCUGGUCGGCGACGAUGCACCAUUGGGUGUGGAUGCGCUAGCCCACGAGUGGCCAGACGUGUUACUGUACGCGUUCCCUCCGUUAAGCUUGAUCGAGCCGACACUACGGAGGGUUCGGGAGCGCGGACAUGUGUUAAUUCUGAUCGCGCCGUACUGGCCGGGGAGACUGUGGGUUGCGGAGAUUGCGCAACUGCUCUACGACCAGCCUUGGCAGUUACCAACACGCAGGGAUCUCCUCUCACAAGCACGGGGAGAAAUAUUCCAUCCCUCCCCUCAGAAGUUAGCUCUCUGGGCCUGGCCCGUGAGAGGUUGAAUCUGUGUGCAGCCGGAUUACCUCCAAGGGUUAUUGAGACGAUUCAGAACGCGAGGGCGGCCUCGACUCGUUCUUUAUAUAACCUAAAAUGGAGAGUCUUUGAGGAAUGGUGUGCAGAUAAGAACAUUGUCCCGUUCUUGUGCUCUGUUUCAGAUGUGCUGUGUUUUCUUCAAAACCUCCUGGAUAAGGGCAGAGCUUUUUCCACGGUGAAGGUUUAUCUGUCCGCCAUAUCGGCAUGUCAUGUUGGCAUCGAUUCGGCUACCAUGGGUCAACACCCUCUAGUCUGUCGUUUUAUGAAAGGUGCACGUAGGUUACACCCAGUAUCAAAGACGCUGGUCCCGCCAUGGGAUUUGUCUGUGGUCCUGAGCGCGCUCUCAAAAGCCCCGUUCGAGCCCAUUGAUAGCAUUGCCUUAAAGCUGCUCGCUUUAAAAACGGCUCUGUUACUUGCUCUUACAACAGCAAAAAGAGUGAGUGAACUACAGGCGUUAUCAGUUCACCCUUCAUGUAUGAAGUUCGCUCCGGGUGGUCAAAGAGCUUAUUUCAAAACUAACCCGGCGUUCGUGCCCAAAGUAUAUGAUCACGCGGAUACCGUAAGAGCAGUGGAUUUGCCAGCUUUUCAUCCUCCUCCUUUUUCUUCUCCAGAAGAGGAGAGGUUACACUGUUUAUGUCCGGUUCGCACGCUGUACAGUUAUGUACAGAGAACCCACUCAUUGCGUAAGAGCAACCAGCUAUUUGUCUCAUGGGCUGACUCUUACAAGGGAAAACCUAUUUCCCGUCAACGCCUUUCUCAUUGGGUGGUGGAGGCUAUUGGUUUAUGUUACAGAAGCAUGAAUAUAGAGCCACCAGUAGGGCUAAGAGCGCAUUCUACUAGGGGGAUGGCUACAUCCUGGGCUCUAUUCAAGGGUAUUUCUAUUCAAGAAAUUUGCGCGGCGGCCAGCUGGUCCUCUCCGCACACAUUUAUCCGUUUUUAUAGACUGGAUGUUACGGAACCCUCUCUGGCACACUCAGUUCUGGGAGUAAGUAGUCAGGAGGAGGUUUAG
Rhinichthys klamathensis goyatoka is the source of this 1371-nucleotide messenger RNA. RefSeq lists its product as uncharacterized. The transcript has a single exon. The coding region runs from base 1 to 1371 and encodes 456 amino acids. Gene Ontology annotation, biological process: DNA integration; DNA recombination. Gene Ontology annotation, molecular function: DNA binding. Lineage: Eukaryota; Metazoa; Chordata; Actinopteri; Cypriniformes; Leuciscidae. The record is from RefSeq and is a predicted model, not a curated record.